Molecule: messenger RNA, 2028 nt
Organism: Psilocybe cubensis
Lineage: Eukaryota; Fungi; Basidiomycota; Agaricomycetes; Agaricales; Agrocybaceae
Exons: 1
Coding region: 1-2028 (675 amino acids)
Source: RefSeq, a predicted model, not a curated record
AUGUUAUCGUAUGAGCAGAAUAACGAUGUAGCUACGCCAUAUACGCUCUGCACUAAGUGUACGGCGGCCAUCAAUUUUAUACGAGACUAUCUCCAACAUUCAACUGGACAACUCGAACGUCCUCGACAUUCACUUAUCGCUCAAUAUCACGUCCCUGAAGUCCAGGCAUCAGGUUUAUCAGGAUGCCACCUCUGCUCAAUUAUCAGUCAAGCUACCUGUCCAGCCCACUCCCCAAAGGACAUUCUCGCAGACUCCGAUUCAGUGGUCCGGGUUCACAUGGCACGCAACAUCAGUGGCAACAGAGAUAGCAAAUCGCCUUUGAUAUUCCUUUCUGCCCAAAUGAAAACCUCCAAAGGAGAAUUACUUCGUGACGUUACUCUCAGCGUUGAAGCAGACCCCGACCGCUUCCCUGACAGAUCUGUUCCAGCAUCAUGGAGUUUUUCAACAUCGUCAGAUGCCACUUUCGACCUUGCGAGGUCAUGGCUGCAUCAUUGCCUUUCGGAACACAACCUCUGCGAGGAAGUGAGAAAAACACCAGCCUCUGCAAAAAGCUCCGCAUUCCCAACAUAUCUGUUACGAAUUGAGCCUGAGAAGGUGUAUCUCUGUCGUGCAAGAGAUGAAAAUGGCCGGCCUCGUUAUUUGACACUCAGUCAUCGCUGGGGUGGCAGCCGCAUCAUGAAACUGACUUCCAACAACCUCUCAACCUUUCUAUCCUCAAUUGACAUCAAUCAGCUUCCAAAAACCUUCAAGGACGCGAUUUUUAUUACAAGAAAACUGGGGUACGAGUACAUCUGGAUCGACUCGUUGUGCAUCAUUCAAGACUCCGCUGACCAUUGGAAAUCGGAGUCUGCUAUUAUGGGCGACAUAUACCGCGGAUCUGUCUGCACAAUUGCAGCUUUGGGCGCCACAGACGGUGAAAGUGGCUGCUUUAAAUCCAGGAAUCCACUCUGCUUCCAACGAUACAACUUCGAGCUCUUGUCUGGCCAAAAAGUUUAUAUACCUCCAGAGAAAGAGAAGACCCUUUUGAAUCAGACAGGCUAUGGGCCAAACGUCGAGCCUCUGCAUCAACGGGCGUGGGUCAUGCAAGAGCGCAUUCUUUCUCCACGAACACUCUUCUACGGAACCUGUGGAAUAUACUGGGAAUGCGUCCUGGGCAGCGUAGAAAGUAACGUUUCUUCAAAGAUGAUCCAAGGCAGCGGCACAACAACCAAAUACGCAAUUUACCAAGCAUGCACACUCAAUGUUACAGGUCGAUUCGACAUGAGCUACAAGAUGUUCUGGCAGUGGUGGACAAAGAUCAUCUCGAUGUAUAACCCAUGCGGGCUAACAUAUGGUACCGACAAGCUCGUGGCUAUCGCUGGAAUUGUUAACUUGGUACAGUCCAAAACUGGAUUGCAUUCCCUAGCAGGAAUGUGGAGAGAGUAUAUCCUGCCAGAACUUCUGUGGCACGUCGAACGCCCGAGGAGACGGCCUUCAGGCGUGUAUCAGGCUCCGACGUGGUCGUGGGCGUCCCUCGACUCUGAAGUCUCUCCUGGAAUCCAAGAUUUCAACUACACUUUCAACUGGAAAAUAGACAUCACGGACGCUGCGGCAACGCUGGUAGCGGAGAAUGGUCAAAUAUCUAGUGCCUAUAUUCGUGUGCGGGGGCCACUUUUGAAGGUUCGGUGGGAGAUUCCCGAUGAGGACGAGGAUGAGGAUGAGUAUAGCGGAUAUAAACUGCGCUGGGGCUCAAUGGUUCCGGAGCCAAACAGUGCAGACGAUCGAGUGAUUUUUCUCCCUGAUAUCAAACCAAAUCCCGGGACAGAUGUAUAUGCUCUGCAGGUUGUACACGCCACUUCAAGUUCAUCCUGGAUGAAAAUGGGGCUAGUCGUGGCAUUGAAAGCGCAAGACUCAGAUGAAGAGGAUGCUGGAGAAGAGGUCUGGGUCCGCGUUGGUUCGUUUCGCCAGUACGACUGGCCAGUGAACACGACGUCGUUUUUCGAAGAAGGACAGGCAGACGUUCAUGUUCAAGAAUUGAUGAUUGUGUGA